Messenger RNA from Tricharina praecox, 894 nucleotides. RefSeq lists its product as uncharacterized. The record is from RefSeq and is a predicted model, not a curated record. Bases 128 to 877 code for a protein of 249 amino acids. Lineage: Eukaryota; Fungi; Ascomycota; Pezizomycetes; Pezizales; Pyronemataceae. The transcript has 3 exons.
UCAUCCAUUUCCUUUCCUUUUCCACCCCCGAUCCAUUUACCCACCUUUUCAACUUCCUGCUGUUUUUGCAAUUGCAACUUGCCAUCACAGCCAUCACGCCAUUGCGGUUGCCUUUGGGCUUCUUCUGAUGAUUUUACUCCUCGAAGAAACGAGCUAUGACCGUGUCAAUCGGUUCAAUAAUCCCCUUCACCCUGGAGCCUACUUCGAAAACAAGCUAUUUACCCUCUCGGGGAGGAUGGGGUAUGAGGCGGGAGGCUGGAGAAAGUUUUCUCAGACGGUUCUUGACAUCUGGCUGGUCUCCCGACAGCCACAAUUUCUCUUGCUAUUCAUUUACCACGGUAUGACGUACAUGUGGACUGUCGGACGCAAUGGAACUUUGAUUUCCUACCUAGUACCCCCAGUUUCAAAAGGAGGGUAUGGGUUUGAUACGGUCGGCCUUGGGUUGAUCUACUUUGCACCCAUUGUUGCAAUGAUUCUUGGCGAGCUCUUCGGCCACUUCUUCAACGACGCGCUCCAGAACCGAUUCAGCUCUCCGCGGUAUCAACUUUGCAACCAAGAAUCCAAUAGGAUCGAAACUCCCACCCGACAACCCGGAAUAAAGCUCUCAUCUUCUCAUCUUCUCAUCUCUUCCUCUUCUCACUCCUUUCUCUCUGAUCUCAUUCAAAUCCCCUUCAUAAUUGUCCUCAUCCAUUUCCUUUCCUUUUCCUUUUCAACUUCCUGCUUUUUUGAAGUUGUAACCUGCCAUCACGGCACAUCACUCCACUGUCCCACUGCGGUUGCCAUCACGCAUCACCCCGUUGUCCCACUGUGGGCUCAACAGCACUGCUACGCCAGCCCACUCCAGCCAGUAGCUAGGCUCGGUGUAGACUUACAUUAGGUGGCAGUCGGGUGGGG